This is a messenger RNA of Lycium ferocissimum, 883 nucleotides long. RefSeq names its product probable ribosome biogenesis protein RLP24. NCBI's taxonomy places the organism in Eukaryota, Viridiplantae, Streptophyta, Magnoliopsida, Solanales, Solanaceae. The record is from RefSeq and is a predicted model, not a curated record. The transcript is spliced from 5 exons. Gene Ontology annotation, biological process: ribosomal large subunit biogenesis. The coding region runs from base 155 to 655 and encodes 166 amino acids. Gene Ontology annotation, cellular component: nucleolus.
GUUAAGAAUAUAGGACUGCAAGAAUAGUUUUUAUUCUGAAACCCUUAAACCCUAUAUUGGAGUAAUAUCUGCUACCAUUAUUGGCUGCCCCGCUCUCCACCACUGCGCAGCCGAUCCGAAGAGAAUCAGGGAAGUAUUAUAAGAGGAGCAUACAAUGAGAUUGGAGAAAUGUUGGUUUUGUUCCUCAACUAUAUAUCCAGGCCAUGGUAUUCAAUAUGUUCGAAACGACGCAAAGAUCUUUCGGUUCUGUAGAUCUAAAUGUCACAAGAACUUUAAGAUGAAGAGGAAUCCACGUAAAGUUAAAUGGACUAAAGCAUAUAGAAGGCUGCAUGGAAAGGACAUGACUCAGGACUCAACAUUUGAAUUCGAGAGGAAGCGUAAUAGGCCAGAGAGAUAUGACAGGAAUGUAACCGAGAGCACUUUGAAGGCCAUCAAGAAAAUUGACAAAAUCAGAGUUGAUAGGGAGGAGAGACAUAUUGCAAAGAGGAUGAAAGGGAAGAAAUCCAAGGAGCAGAGAGAAGCAGAGAACGAGCUCAAGCAGAGCAUUCACAUGGUCAAAGCUCCUGCUGCGUUCGACAAAGAGCCAUCUCUUACGCUGCCCGUCAAGGUCAAGGUUUCACAAAAGCAGUCAGAGGAAAAUCGCAUGGAGGAAUGAACAUUUUGCUUCAUAUAUUCCAUAUUGUCAAACUAAAACACAAUCAGUUCACGCUUAUUUUAUAUUUUUAUGGUAUGUAUAACUUUUUGAUUACAUAUAACUAUCCUGAUGUUGUUUGUGUCAAGAGAUACAGACACUCUGUCUAAUUUGGGUUGAAUUUUAAGAUCAAGAACUAAAGCCAGAUAAUAUUAUCUCUAGCAAGGUUCCUAGCGUGUCUUGACCAUGGAA